AGGGAUGGCUUGAAGAUGCAAGGGAGGUCAUUGAAAUUGAAAUGCCAGAUAUUGAAGAACAGGUGCAGAAUGUUUCAUACUUGUCACGUGGUAACCUUGGAAGACGUGUUCGUCAAAAGAUUCAACAUGUGAGGGAAAUUUACGAUCAAGGUAGUUUUCCUGAAGAUCUUGUAAUUGAAAGGUCUCCACCUAUUGGAAUCACUUUGCCAACAGAGAAUAUGGUGGGCGAGGUUAAUGUGAAGGAAAAAAUUUGGGAAUACAUUAUGAGUCACGAGGUUGGAAUUAUUGGAGUUUGUGGAAUCGGUGGAGUUGGCAAAACCACUGUUAUGAAACACAUCCAUAAUCAAUUACUGAUACUAGAUAGGGCUAUUAGGUUUGAGAAGGUUGUCUGGCUUACAGUAUCAUAUCCUCUUAAUGUUUUCAGAUUGCAAGAUGACAUUGCCAGGGCAAUGAAAAUAAGUCUUUCAGAUUGUGGGGAUGAAUUGAAUCGGGCAUCAAGACUGAUGAUGGCUAUGAAAAAUGUUAAAUAUGCACUGAUCUUAGAUGAUGUGUGGGAUCUAUUUACUCUUCAAAGAAUUGGAAUCCCAAAACCAACAAUGGAAAAUGGGUGUAAAAUUGUUAUUACUAGCAGAUCGAUUGCUGUAUGCAACUACUUGAGAUGUCAGGUAGUUAAAGUACCACCUCUAUCGGAGCAAGAGUCUUUGAACUUGUUUUUAGAUAAGGUUGGGAGAGAUGUUCUACGAAUUCCCAAUUUGGAAGAGAUUUUAAAGCUUAUAGUGGCUGAAUGUGCUGGUUUGCCAUUGGCCAUUGUCGUCAUUGCGGGGUGCAUGAGAGGAGUACAAGAUAUUUAUGAGUGGAGAAAUGCAUUACGUGAAUUGUGUCACUGCGCGGUGGGCAUAGAGAAAGAUUCAGAAGACGAGAUAUUUAAACGUUUGAAAUUCAGUUAUGACCGUCUACCAAAUUCAAGCAUCCAAGAGUGUUUCUUAUAUUGCUCGUUGCAUCCGGAAGAUUGGAAGAUUAGAAGAAAAGACCUAAUUGAAGACUGGAUUUGUGAGGGAAUUGUUGAAAAAUUAGGAAGCAGAAGAGAAAUGCAUGAUAAAGGAAAUGCUAUUUUAAAUAGGCUUUUAAACUGUUGUUUGUUAGAGGAAGCCUAUGAUAAGGCGUGUGUUAAGAUGCAUGAUGUUGUGAGGGACAUGGCAUUGCGCAUCAAGAGCACAGGUCCUGCCAGGUUUAUGGUAAAAGCUGGACUGAGAUUGAUAAAGAUACCGAAUGAGGAUGAAUGGAAUGCAGAUCUAAACAAGGUCUCCCUCAUGAAAAAUGAAAUAUCAUAUAUCCCUCAAAAUAUGUCCCCCAAAUGCUUGAUGCUCUCAACCUUGAUUUUGGAGGGCAAUAACAAAUUGAGACAAAUUUCAGAGUGUUUUUUUGCUAACAUGCCCCUGCUGAAGUUUCUUGAUCUUUCUAGAACUGGCAUUGAGGUUCUACCUAAUUCCAUAUGUAAUUUGGAAUAUCUCACUGCAUUGAUCCUCUGUGGAUGUGAGGGUUUAAAGCGCAUGCCUUCCUUGUCAAAGCUUAAAGCACUGAAGAAGUUGGAUUUGGAUGGAGCAGGCCUUCGUGAGGCUCCUGAAGGCAUUGAAAUGUUAGAAAAACUAGAAUAUCUUGAUUUAUCUUGUCCCAAUCUGAGGAUGCUACCAAGAGGAAAAAUCAGUAACCUCUUCCACCUCCAAUACCUACGUAAACAUCGGAUUUUUCCAAGUGAAAUAAAGGGAGAAGAAGUAGCAGGUUUGAAGAUGCUGGAAUUGUUUGAAGGCGGAUUUGAUAGGCUAGAAGACUUCAGCAAUUUUGUUAGCAAGUUGAACCACUUUGGAAGACCCAGUCAUUACUUUAUGAAAAUGGAAGGAGAAACAGGCACUGAGAGAGAUUCUUUAAAAUUCCAAGCAGUUCGAUUCUGGAUUAGUUGGGAUUCAACAUGGAACUGGAUGUCGGGAAAUUAAUGCCAAAAAAUAGAGUGAGACACACAGACGAAGAUAAGGAGGGGUAUUUUGGGAAGUUCCACAAUAAUGAUCUUCCUAAACAAGUAAUUUUAUUCAGAUGCGUGAUAGGAGAAGAAGAUGAGUUUGUCCUUCCAGAUGACCUUCAGGAUUUGAGGAUUUUAUCCUGCAAUGCGGUUGGUAAUAUUUCUAUUUUUCAGAAAGAUUUUACUCAAUUGCGAACAUGUGCUUUGGAAAACUGCCGAGGGAUAGUGUGCGUGGUCUCUUUGUCAUCAUUUCAUCUACUUGACAGUUAUGAAUAGCCUUAAAGUACUAACACUUGUGGUUUUGCCUAGCUUGCGGAAUGUUGUGAAAGUGGAAAAAACAAGAGCAUUGCUUGCACCAACAAUAUCCCCUCACAUCUGUUCCAAUCUUAAACAGCUGAGGGUAUGCGAUUGUUCAAAAUUACUACAUUCUUAUUUUAUUGAAUAAAAAAAAUUAGGUUAA
This is a messenger RNA of Rubroshorea leprosula, 2474 nucleotides long. The record is from the annotation of a GenBank genome assembly. NCBI's taxonomy places the organism in Eukaryota, Viridiplantae, Streptophyta, Magnoliopsida, Malvales, Dipterocarpaceae.